GCCUGCUGGGAGGGUUUUUGUGUUGGGUUCGGGACAGCCAUUGUGUUGCUUUGUUCGUUGGUUCAAAAGCCGUUUUUUAUCUGAAUUAAUUUCGGUGUCUUUUAUGAAUAAUCAAAAGCAGCAAAAGCCAACGCUAACCGGCCAGCGUUUUAAAACUCGGAAAAGAGAUGAAAAGGAGAGAUUUGACCCUUCUCAGUUUCAAGAAAGUAUUGUGCAAGGCUUGAACCAAACUGGCACUGACUUGGAAGCGGUUGCAAAGUUCCUCGAUGCCUCUGGUGCCAAGCUCGACUAUCGCCGGUAUGCAGAGACUCUGUUCGACAUCCUGGUGGCUGGUGGGAUGCUGGCCCCGGGUGGGACCCUAUCCGAUGACAUGAGCCGUACUGAGUUCUGUCUCUUUACGGCCAAGGAAGACCUGGAGACAAUGCAAGCUUAUGCUCAGGUUUUUAACAAGCUGAUCAGGCGGUACAAGUACCUGGAGAAAGGGUUUGAGGAGGAGAUCAAGAAGCUGCUGCUGUUUUUAAAAGGGUUCACGGAGUCGGAGCGCAACAAGCUGGCCAUGCUGACGGGCAUCCUGCUGGCCAACGGGAACAUCUCGGCAUCCAUCCUGAGCAGCCUCUUCAACGAGAACCUGGUCAAAGAAGGUGUCUCUGCCGCCUUCGCUGUCAAACUGUUUAAAUCCUGGAUCAAUGAGAAGGACAUCAACUCGGUUGCCGCCAGUCUGCGGAAGGUUGGCAUGGACAACAGGCUGAUGGAGCUGUUUCCUGCCAACAAGCGGAGUUGCGAGCACUUCUCCAAAUACUUCACAGAUGCCGGGUUGAAGGAGCUGAGUGACUUUGCCCGCAACCAGCAGUCCAUCGGGGCCCGCAAGGAGCUGCAGAAAGAGCUUCAGGAGCAGAUGUCCCGUGGAGAGACCCUCAAAGAUAUAAUCGGGUAUGUGCGCGAGGAGAUGAAGAAGACCAACAUCUCUGAGCAGACGGCGAUCGGCAUCGUGUGGACCAGUGUCAUGAGCUCCGUGGAGUGGAACAAGAAAGAGGAGCUGGUCACUGAACAAGCCAUCAAACACUUGAAGCAAUACAGCCCCUUGCUGAAGGCGUUCACCUCCCAGGGCCUGUCCGAGCUCACGCUGCUUCUCAAGAUCCAGGAGUACUGCUAUGACAACAUCCACUUCAUGAAGGCCUUCCAGAAGAUCGUGGUGCUGCUCUACAAAGCUGAUGUACUGAGUGAGGAGGCCAUUCUAAAGUGGUACACUGAAGGCCACCUGGCCAAAGGCAAGAGCGUCUUCCUGGAGCAGAUGAAGAAGUUUGUGGAGUGGCUGAAGAACGCAGAGGAAGAGUCUGAAUCUGAGGAAGAGGAGGGAGACUAAAGCUUCAUUUUGGAACAACCUGGUAUCUGCUAAUGUAGGAGCUGCAGAAUGUUUUGUUACAGAAGUGCUUUUGGUUUUUUGUUUUGGGUUUUUUGGUUUUUUUUAAUCCUACCUCCUGGUUUUUUUUUUUUUUUGGUUUGUUUUUUUCUCAACCAUAACAUUUAGAUGUCAUUUAAGGGCUUUGUAACAAAGGUUAAUUUUAACUUUUUUUUUCUACCUAAUCUUAAGGUUUACACUUUAAAAACAGCACAAGUUGUGAAUCGUUGACCCUUUUGUAAUCAUUCUCACAGCUGUCAAGUGUUGUCUUGUUUGGACAUCUUAAAUUAUGCCCCCUGGUUUCUUUGACAAAUGUAACAUUCCAUGAAAAUUAGCCAGUAUUGCUCCAUUAAUUUAAUGCAAAGACACCCCCCCUUUUAUUUUUAUUUUUUUCAUUUUUCCAUUUUUCCCCCCUCAGCGUUACAAUGCCACAAUGUUCUUUACCCCUUAGCCAGCCAUUUUAAAAGGUUUCACCCCCAGUUAGUGGAGAGUCGAUUGGAUGUGUCGAGGCGUUCUCAGAGUUUGCGUGUGGCACACAGACGUUAGCGAUCGUGUUGGUGUAUGUCCAUGAAGAGUGAUGCAUGACUUCCGAGCCCCUCUCUGUUCCUCAGCUGUACUUGAGUCGGAACAGGGGGUUUAAGAUACUGGGUUACGUUUCUGACUGUCCCCUUUACUGUAAAAGUUGCCUCUCAGUUGUAAAGUCCUGUUGCCAAAGGUUUAAGCCUCUGCCCUCUUGAGGCGCACCGUGCCCUCUAAAGUGACCCCCGCCCCCACCUCUCCUCUGAUGCAUCGCCAUCUUUAAUUCACAGAUUUCUUUAAUCCGGUUACCUAAUUGACUUUUUUUAAAAAAUAAAAGUUAGAAGUAUUUGA
This is a messenger RNA of Electrophorus electricus (electric eel), 2269 nucleotides long. RefSeq names its product basic leucine zipper and W2 domains 1a (gene bzw1a). The record is from RefSeq and is a predicted model, not a curated record. Gene Ontology annotation, cellular component: cytoplasm; membrane. Gene Ontology annotation, molecular function: protein binding. NCBI's taxonomy places the organism in Eukaryota, Metazoa, Chordata, Actinopteri, Gymnotiformes, Gymnotidae.